AAAGUCUUUGGGAACGCCUUUCUUUUCAGCGAGGACGCUCUUCCUGUUUUUUUGGUGGUUCCUUGAGCGCAGCUAUGGCGGGAGGAGCGUUGCUCUCUUCGCAAGGCGGUAGAUCUGAUCAGUACCAAGGACGAACAACGAUCUAUGUGGUGCUCGCCUGCGUCGUCGCCGCUAGCGGUGGUCUCAUCUUCGGCUAUGACAUCGGAAUCUCCGGGGGUGUUACAUCCAUGGACGAUUUCCUGGAGAAAUUCUUCCCCGUGGUCUAUCGCAACAAGCAAAAGCCGGUGAGCGGCAAUGCUCACUACUGCAAGUAUGACAACCAGGGGCUCACCACUUUCACGUCCUCGCUCUACCUGGCGGCGCUCAUCGCCUCGUUCGUGGCGGCGUGGGUGACCAAGCGCUAUGGACGAAGACCCUCCAUCUUGCUCGGUGGUCUCAGCUUUCUAGUCGGGGCCGUGCUCACUGGAGCCGCCGAGAACAUCGAGAUGCUCAUCCUCGGGCGAAUCAUGCUGGGUAUUGGAGUUGGAUUUGGAAACCAGGCUGUUCCUCUCUAUCUCUCCGAGCUCGCGCCUGCCAAGAUCCGGGGAGCCAUGAACAUCAUGUUCCAGCUCGCUAUAACAAUAGGAAUCCUCUGCGCCAAUCUCAUCAACUAUGGAACCGCCAAGAUCCAUCCCUGGGGAUGGAGGCUCUCGCUCGCUCUCGCCGGAGUCCCAGCAGUUUUUAUGACUCUGGGAGGAUUCUUCCUCCCGGACACUCCGAACAGCCUGAUUGAGCGCGGGCGCCACGACCGAGGAAGAAAAGUCCUGCGGAAAGUCCGUGGAACCGAGAAGGUGGAUGUCGAGUAUGAAGAUAUCGUGGAGGCAAGCCAGAAAGCCAACAUGGUGAAGCAUCCAUACAAGAAUCUCUUGAUGAGCAAGAACCGGCCGCAGCUCGUCAUGUCGAUCCUGAUCCCCUUCUUCCAGCAGCUGACCGGGAUCAACGUGAUCAUGUUCUACGCGCCGGUGCUGUUCGAGACCAUCGGGUUUGGACACGACGCGUCGCUCUACUCGGCCGUGAUCACCGGCGCUGUCAACCUCGUCUCCACUUUCCUCUCGAUCAUCACUGUGGAUAAGUACGGGCGGAGGCUGCUGCUGCUCGAGGGUGGCGUCCAGAUGUUCUUCUCGCAGAUCGUGAUUGGGAUCGUCUUGGGAGUGAAGUUCUCGUCGAGCAGCAACAUCCCGAAGGGCUGGGCGGCGUUCGUGGUGGUGCUCAUCUGCCUCUACGUCUCGGCCUUCGCGUGGUCGUGGGGUCCUCUCGGCUGGCUCAUCCCCAGCGAGAUCUAUCCCCUGGAGACGCGAUCGGCCGGGCAGAGCAUCACGGUCUCGGUAAACAUGCUCUUCACCUUCGUCAUCGCGCAGGCCUUCCUAAAGAUGCUGUGUACCUUCAAGUUCGGCGUGUUCCUCUUCUUCGCGGGAUGGGUGCUCAUCAUGACCAUCUUCGUCUACUUCUUCGUGCCCGAGACCAAGAACGUCCCGAUCGAGGAGAUGAUGCUGGUGUGGAGGAGCCACUGGUUCUGGAAGAGGAUCGUCCCCGCCGAUGACACCGAGUUCGUCAAGCCCGGCGGCGGCGGCGCCGACCCGGAGGCGCCCGAGAGCCGCCAACACCUCCAAAUGGCCGAGAAGAAUGGCCCCGCCAUGGACUAGCCGCGCCGCCACCCUUGACUUAUCUCCCUCGCUGUGAAUAGCUUAGUUUUGAAUAUCGGUCAAUGCCGGUCUUGUCAAUGUUGCUUUCGCGCUCGCAAAUCUCGAAUAGAAAUAUCUUGUCCGUUGA
This is a messenger RNA of Selaginella moellendorffii, 1809 nucleotides long. Its product is annotated as sugar transport protein 7. Gene Ontology annotation, cellular component: membrane. Gene Ontology annotation, biological process: monosaccharide transmembrane transport. Gene Ontology annotation, molecular function: monosaccharide transmembrane transporter activity. Lineage: Eukaryota; Viridiplantae; Streptophyta; Lycopodiopsida; Selaginellales; Selaginellaceae. The coding region runs from base 75 to 1682 and encodes 535 amino acids. The record is from RefSeq and is a predicted model, not a curated record. The transcript is spliced from 4 exons.